Messenger RNA from Quercus lobata, 1895 nucleotides. RefSeq names its product probable amidase At4g34880. NCBI's taxonomy places the organism in Eukaryota, Viridiplantae, Streptophyta, Magnoliopsida, Fagales, Fagaceae. The transcript has 5 exons. The record is from RefSeq and is a predicted model, not a curated record. The coding region runs from base 98 to 1720 and encodes 540 amino acids.
ACAAAACUAAAAGAAAUUAAAGUAUUAAACUAUUAAACAAUAAAUCUAUACGAGGCGGUGAAGGGCUACUCUUGCUGACUAAUGGUUUGAAGCUAAAAUGCUGACCAACAGUCCAAUUACGUCUCUCCUCUCCUCCUCAUCGUUGACCUUGCUUUUAUUGCUGUUAGUUUUCUCUACCAUCUUCGUCAACCCAAUCAACGGCUCACAAUUCUCAAUCACCGAAGCCACCAUCGACGACAUCCACCUCGCCUUCUCCGAAAACCAACUCUCUUCAAGACAACUUGUCGACUUGUACCUAGACCAGAUCGAAGCCUUGAAUCCCCUGCUCCGCAGCGUACUGGAAGUGAAUCCAGACGCGCUUAAUCAAGCGGACGAGGCUGACCGCGAGAGGCAGAAGGCUGCGGCGAAAGAUCAGGGCCGUCGAUCUUUGGGAGAGUUGCAUGGAAUCCCCAUACUGUUGAAAGACAGUAUAGGGACUAAGGACAAGUUGAACACCACGUGUGGGUCGUACGCGCUGCUGGGAUCAACGGUGGCUAGAGAUUCCGGCGUGGUCCAACGGUUGAGAAAAGCUGGAGCUGUCAUCUUAGGGAAGGCUAGUCUUUCCGAGUGGUAUGGAGUUCGGUCUUCGGAGAUUCCUGAUGGUUGGUGUGCCAGAGGUGGACAAGCCCUGAAUCCUUAUGUGGAAUCUGCGGAUCCAUGUGGUUCAAGCAGUGGACCUGCAAUCUCAGUUGCAGCAAACAUGGUAUCAGUGUCACUGGGGACCGAAACAGAUGGCUCCAUCAUCUGUCCAGCAGAUCACAACUCGGUUGUAGGGAUUAAACCCACUGUUGGUCUCACCAGCCGUGCCGGUGUCAUCCCAAUCUCACCUCGUCAGGACACCAUUGGGCCCAUAUGCAGAACUGUAACAGAUGCAGUGUAUGUGCUUGAUGCGAUUGUGGGUUUUGAUCCAAGAGAUUAUGAAGCAACAAAGGCAGCAUCUGUGUUCAUACCUCCAGGUGGCUACAGACAAUUUCUGAAUGAAGAUGGGCUCAAAGGAAAGAUAUUGGGUGUUGUAAGAGAACCAUUUUUGGACUCAUAUAAUGGAACCUCUGCAAUUCCUGCCUUCGAGCAUCAUCUAAAUGUGUUAAGGCAAAGAGGUGCAACUAUAGUGGACAAUCUGGAAAUAGCAAAUCUUGAUGUAAUUAUGGAUCCCUCUCAAAGCGGUGAAUUAAUUGCAUUGCUGGCCGAGUUCAAGAUUUCAAUAAACGACUACCUAAAAGAGCUGAGCAACUCUACAGUGAGGUCAUUGGCAGACAUAAUCGCAUUCAACUUGAAUAACCCUGUUAUAGAAAAACUGGAAGAAUAUGGUCAGGACAAGUUCCUUGCAUCAGAGAAUACAAGUGGUAUUGGGGAGCAAGAGAUAGAGGCAAUGGAGAUGAUGGCAAACUUGUCAAAAUUUGGGUUUGAGAAACUGAUGAAGGACAAUAACUUGGAUGCAAUGGUGACAAUAGGCUCAGGUGCUUGCACAGUACUAGCAAUUGGUGGUUACCCAGCAAUAACUGUUCCAGCCGGGUAUGAAAGCAAUGGAAUGCCGUUUGGGAUCAGUUUUGGGGGUUUGAGGGGUUCAGAACCGAAGCUGAUUGAGAUUAGCUAUGCUUUUGAACAAGCUACAAGGGAACGAAGACCUCCCUCUUUUCUUGAUAGGGAAAUGUCUAGUUCACAUCACUUAAUGCAAACAUAGUACACAAUUGAAGAAAAAAAAAAAAAAAAACCAAGGAAAUCAUGAGUUGAGGUCAGGAUUUCCCUUGUUUUUGGGGAGUGUGUAAUAGACACUGCAGUUUUUUUGGUAAAUUGUUAUAAUAGCUAAUAAUGCUAAAAUACAUUAGGUAUUCCAUGUCAAAAAUUAAUGUCUUUAA